Molecule: messenger RNA, 1947 nt
Organism: Dendrobium catenatum
Lineage: Eukaryota; Viridiplantae; Streptophyta; Magnoliopsida; Asparagales; Orchidaceae
Product: cationic amino acid transporter 6, chloroplastic-like
Exons: 5
Coding region: 46-1794 (582 amino acids)
Biological process (GO): amino acid transport; transmembrane transport
Cellular component (GO): plasma membrane
Molecular function (GO): amino acid transmembrane transporter activity
Source: RefSeq, a predicted model, not a curated record
UUGAUACAAAUCCCUUACACGCAACUACUUGCAUGGGAGCUAAGAAUGUCCUCCUCUCCAGCUGCAACACCCCACCACCACCACUCGCCCUUCUCCUCUAUCCUUCAUUCUCUCUCCCAAACUCCCUACAGACUCAGAAGAAGAUUGCUAGCAACAUGGACCCCAGACCAAGAGCUCAAUCAAGUCAGAGAAAGAUCAGGAGCAGAUAUGAAGAAGAAGCUAGAGUGGUAUGAUCUCGUGGCACUUGGUGUAGGGGGAAUGCUUGGAGCUGGAGUUUUUGUCACCACAGGUCGAGCGGCCAAGUUCUCUGGCCCAGCGGUCUGCAUAUCCUAUCUUAUAGCUGGAAUCUCUGCUUUCCUUUCAUCUCUUUGUUAUACUGAAUUCUCUGUGGAGAUUCCAGUUGCUGGUGGUGCUUUUAGCUACCUUAGAGUAACCUUCGGUGAGUUUGUGGGAUACUUUGGAGGAGCAAACAUUUUGCUUGAGUAUGUCUUAUCCAAUGCUGCUGUGGCGCGAAGUUUUACCGAGUAUUUAAGCACCGCCUUUGGUUUAGAUGAUCCAAACUCAUGGAGGAUUACAGUUGGAGGCUUGUCUAAGGACUACAACAAUUUGGAUAUUCCUGCAGUUGUUCUUGUUAUUCUUCUCACUUUAUGCUUGUGUCACAGUACCAAGGAGAGCUCCAUGCUCAACCUACUUAUGACGGUGUUCCAUGUGAUCUUCUUUGGGUUUGUGAUUGUUGCUGGCUUCUACAAUGGAACCCCAACAAACUUGGUAGAGCCUAAAGGGUUUGCUCCUUUUGGUGUAAGAGGAGUUGUGGAUGGAGCUGCUAUGGUGUACUUCAGCUACAUUGGUUAUGACUCUGUAUCAACAAUGGCUGAAGAGAUCAAAUACCCUUCCAAAAGCCUUCCUAUUGGCAUCGGCGGAUCAGUGCUGAUUGUCUCUGCAUUAUAUUGCCUCAUGGCCUUAUCUCUUUCCUCCAUGAUUCCUUAUUAUAUGAUAUCUGAAGGCGCAUCAUUUUCUUCAGCCUUCCAGACUAAGGUCGGCUGGAAGUGGGCAGGCAAUGUUGUUGGCGCAGGAGCCAGCCUUGGAAUUGUCGCAUCACUCCUAGUUGCCAUGCUUGGGCAGGCUCGAUAUCUUUGUGUCAUAGGAAGGGCUCGGCUCAUGCCAUCUUGGCUUGCUAAGGUGCAUCCUUCUACGGGGACCCCAAUGAAUGCAACCAUCAUUUUAGGGAUUUGCACAGCAUCCAUUGCUCUAUUCACUGACCUUGAGAUUGUGCUCGAGAUUAUUUCUAUUGGUACCUUAUUUGUGUUCUACUUAGUCGCCAAUGCGCUCAUAUACAGGCGAUAUGUGAGCCUAAGUGCAAACAAGCCUCUCCCUAUCCUGCUCUUCUUGCUACUCUUCACAGCAAGCUCAAUAGCCUUUUCCAUAUGCUGGAGGCUUAAAAGAAGCUUUUGGUGGUUGAUGGUUUUGUUUGGGGGAUUGACAAUAGCAAUCACUGCAUUAUUUCAUUGCAAAGUUCCUUGUCAUCACCGGCCAUUAAAGUGGUCAGUGCCAUUGAUGCCAUGGCCAGCAGCAGCUUCAAUAUUUCUCAAUAUUUUCCUUAUGAGCUCUCUGAAGAAAGAGUCUUUUCAGAGGUUUGGUGUGUGGAAUUGCAUCGUUGUGGUUUUCUACCUGCUUUAUGGGGUUCAUUCAACAUUUCAGGCAGAAGAGGAGGAGAUGAACAUGGAGAGGGAAAUGACUUUGGUUAUGGGCAAUGAUCCAAAUUCAUCUUCCCAACUGGAAAAGCUAGAAGCAUAGGCUUCUUUGUGCGUCCAGUCAUCUCUAAAUUUUGCAUAAUUGGUGCAAGAUUCAUCCAAUGUAGGCACCCGAAAUUCUAGGGGACUAAGCUAACUUUUCUUUCGCAAGGAUUGGUUGGUUUCGUGCUGAGUAUGAGUUAAGAUCUAUCACCAU